Sphaeramia orbicularis (orbiculate cardinalfish) is the source of this 2576-nucleotide messenger RNA. Its product is annotated as protocadherin alpha-8-like. NCBI's taxonomy places the organism in Eukaryota, Metazoa, Chordata, Actinopteri, Kurtiformes, Apogonidae. The record is from RefSeq and is a predicted model, not a curated record. Gene Ontology annotation, cellular component: plasma membrane. Gene Ontology annotation, biological process: homophilic cell-cell adhesion. Gene Ontology annotation, molecular function: calcium ion binding. Bases 117 to 2561 code for a protein of 814 amino acids. The transcript has a single exon.
GACAAACACUGAGGUUCUGCUGUAGUGAAAAGGGCUCCCGCUAAGGAUGGAAAAUCUUGCUUUGUGACGGAUUAUAGCGACACACGCAUUGCUGAAGUACUAUAUUUUUUUCAAGGAUGGGUGUUCGACAAACAGAGGAAUAUGUCUGGUUUUAUUUUAUCGCACUGCUUGCUCUUUGUGACUGGUCGACGUCGCAGUUAUUGUACUCCAUUUCCGAGGAGGUGAACAAAGGCACUGUGGUGGGGAAUAUCGCAAAGGAUUUGAACCUAAAUGUCCAAGAGCUGGAGACAAGGGAUCUCCGUAUUGUUUCGAGUUACAGUAAGGAAUAUUUUGGCGUAAAUGUGCAGACCGGAAUUCUGUUUGUAAAUGACAGAAUUGACAGAGAGGAGGUUUGUCCGAACACAAUACAAUGCUCGCUUAGAAUACAAGCUGUUCUGAGCAAUCCAAUGCACGUACAUCGCAUUGAGAUUGGUGUUUUAGAUGUUAAUGAUAACUCCCCUGAAUUUCUGGAAAAAUCCUGUUUGCUGAACUUCUCUGAAUCAUUGUCACCCGGAGAACGAUAUCUUCUCCCGGUAGCGAUAGAUGCAGACAUAGGAAGUAACGCAGUAAAAACAUACAAGCUAAGUCAAAAUGAACACUUCUCGCUGGAUGUUCAGAGCGGUGGAGAACACGGUGUGUCUGCUGAAUUAGUACUGCAAAAGACUUUAGAUCGAGAAAAGCAGCCUGUUCUUAAACUUAUUCUCACAGCUGUCGAUGGAGGGAAACCUCCUAGAUCAGGAACACUCCAAAUAAUUAUUAAUGUAAUAGAUGCAAAUGAUAAUUCACCAGUAUUUACCAAAUCGCUUUAUAAAGUUCGAGUGCCUGAAAAUGCUGUGAAGGGAACUGUUAUUAUAAAAUUAAACGCAACAGAUUUAGACGAGGGUAUUAAUGGUAAGAUUAUGUAUUCGUUAGUUAAACGGGGCAAUAUCGACCCAUCUAGUAUGUUUGAUCUAAAUUCAGAAACUGGAGAAAUCACUGUUAGGGACACUUUAGAUUAUGAAAACACACCUGCUUACGAAGUAAGAGUUCAAGCAAUAGAUCAAGGUCACUCUCCUCGAACUACCCAUGCUAAAUUACUCAUAGAAAUAAUCGACGUUAAUGACAAUGCGCCAGAAAUAUCUGUGACAUCUCUGAUGACUCCUGUAAAAGAGGAUGCAGAACUCGGGACAAUCGUUGCUUUGACAACAGUUACUGAUAAAGAUGGAGGAAAUAAUGGUUUAACUAACUGUAAGGUAGUGGGGUCUGUUCCGUUUAAACUAAAGUCCAACUACAAAAACGAUUUUUCAUUAGUAGUAGAUGGACCACUGGAUAGAGAACACACCCCGUUUUACAAUGUGACCAUUACAGCCACUGAUGAAGGGAGUCCGCCUCUAUCUAGUAUCAGAAUCAUUACUGUUCAUGUUUCUGACGUCAACGACAACGCACCUCGGUUCACAGAGCCUGUAAUUAAUAUCUAUGUGAAAGAAAAUAGUCAAACAGGCUCCAAUAUUUACAGCAUCAAUGCGUUGGAUUCAGACUUGGACAACAACGCAAGACUGACUUACACACUGUUAGACAGUUAUCCAAGAAAUAUUCCUGUUGCGUCACUUUUAAACAUCAACUCAGAGACAGGAGAUAUAGUCAGUUUACAGUCUUUUAACUAUGAAGAGACAAAAACGUUUCAGUUUAAGGUUCAGGCCACCGACUCUGGUGUUCCUCCGCUCAGUAGCAAUGUCACCGUUAACGUUUUUAUCCUGGAUGAGAAUGACAACAGUCCCACAAUCCUGGCUCCUUAUUCUGAACACGGUUCCGUUAACAGUGAGAACAUUCCCUAUUCUGCUGAAGCGGGAUACUUUGUGGCGAAGAUCAGGGCCGUAGACGCAGACUCUGGAUACAAUGCACUGCUUUCUUAUCACCUCUCUGAACCCAAAGGAAACAGCCUGUUCCGGAUCGGAACCAGCACCGGCGAAAUCAGGACUAAGAGGAGGAUGAGUGACAAUGAUCUGAAAACUCACCCCUUGGUGGUGUUGGUUUCUGAUAAUGGAGAACCCUCCCUGUCAGCUACUGUGUCUAUUGAUGUAGUGGUGGUUGAAAACACAGCUGACAUCCAGACUCAGUUCAGACAUGUACCCAUAAAGGAGGAGAGCUUCUCUGAUUUAAACCUGUAUCUGCUGAUCGCCAUUGUGUCAGUGUCCGUGAUCUUUCUGCUGAGCCUCAUCACUUUGAUAGCGGUCAAAUGUCACAGGACAGACGGCAGUUUCAGCAGGUACAGCGCCCCCAUGAUCACCACCCACCCUGACGGGAGCUGGUCUUACUCUAAAUCCACUCAGCAGUAUGACGUGUGUUUCAGUUCAGACACACUGAAGAGUGACGUAGUGGUUUUCCCCGCCCCGUUUCCACCUGUCGAUGCUGAACUGAUCAGUAUCAACGGAGGAGACACUUUUACAAGAACUCAGACUUUACCCACUAAAGAAAAGGUAUGUGUACCUUGGUUCAUGUUACUUCACUUAUUUCCUAUUAAUAAUCUUCCACCUAAAAUGUAAUUUGACUGAAUAUUU